Messenger RNA from Onthophagus taurus, 9606 nucleotides. It is a transcript of the gene bark, whose product is annotated as C-type lectin domain-containing protein bark beetle. NCBI's taxonomy places the organism in Eukaryota, Metazoa, Arthropoda, Insecta, Coleoptera, Scarabaeidae. Gene Ontology annotation, cellular component: membrane. Gene Ontology annotation, biological process: cell-cell junction maintenance. The record is from RefSeq and is a predicted model, not a curated record.
UACCUAUCGGCCAACAACCGAAACAUUUACACCUGUUCCUACCUGUAAACCAUUUCUACCUGAACGGCAAAGGUGGGGAAGUCACGUGACCGCUCGGAGAAUUAUUUUUUACGUAAAAAGAAGCAAAGCCGCGCCUCCGAACCGACCAGUAGACGGCAGUUUUCAACGAUCGCAAACGUAUUUUCUUCGCAUUUUCGUAUUUUUUGCACGAUUUUAGUGAUUUUUCGUGGUAAACUUGGUGAAUUUUAGAAAUUAGUGCGCCAUUUUUGAGUGUUAGUGGCGAUUUUUGAAAAUUUUAAAGGAGAAUCCUAAGUGGGGAUAGAAAUAUUUUUUUGGUUUGGUGAUAUGGUGAUCUGUUAAAAGAAAAUGUACGUUUCGGUGACUUUUUUUCUCUCAAUUUUAUUAUUCGUUCCUGGAAGAUCGCAAUGGAGUUCAGAAAAUGUGUUAGAAAAUCAAAAAUUCGAUGUUCAAUCGGACCCACAUAGAAAUUAUCCAGAAAAUUAUCCGCAAAAUCAUCCAGAUAAUUAUCCACAAAAUUAUCCAAAUAAUUAUCCACAAAAUCAGCCAGAUAAUUAUCCACAAAAUGACCCUGAAAAUUAUCCAGGAGCUCAUCAAGGAUUUUAUUCAGGAUCAAAUCAUGUAGAGAACGAUGAGAAAAAUCAUGAAUCUUACCCAGAUAAUGGGGAAAAUCGUCCAAUUUUAACAGAACACCCUGGAGGGACAUUAUUAGAAGACACAUUGUAUUUUACAAAAGAAAAAAGUCCGUAUUUGGUGCGAAGUGAUUUGAUUGUUGAAAAAAAUGCUCGUUUGGUGAUAGAGGCAGGAGUUGAAGUUAGAUUUGAACCUCAAACGGGAAUAACAGUUCUUGGAGUUUUAAACGCUGUGGGAACUGACAAUGAGAGAAUAACCUUAACAACAACACAAGAUGCGUCAUCUAGAACGAUUUCAACACCGGAUAUCCGUUUAAUUGAUGGUCCAAGUAUUUUAGCUGGGAGAGUCCAGUUAAAACAUUAUGGAGUGUGGAGAAGCGUUUGUACAAAUUCGAAAAAUUGGACUUUAUCGGAUAUGGAAACCGCUUGUAGACAACUCGGUUUUCAAGGCGGCUCUUUCUAUAACUGGUUCAAUCGCCAGAUGCCAUUAAAACCCCGCCUGUUAUACGAAGAACCUCGCUGUCGCGGCUCUGAAUCCAACAUAAUUAACUGCAACUGGAAUUCGCGUCAAAUGGGCUCCGGUGUUUGCGACUAUCAUCCCGAUCUUGCCAUUCAGUGUCUUCCAAGACACGAUCAACCUCUCCCAUAUUGGAGAGGUCUCCGAUUCGAAAACGCAAUUUCCGAUAAAGUAUUAGCUGUGGAUAACACAUUACGAGUUCCUUAUUCUUUAUCUCGAUUGCAAUACGUUACGAUUAAGUACGCGGGAAAUGGAGGAUUUCAUAACGCCACUAGUGCCAUUGAAGUUAUGGGAAUUCCCCCGAUUAUGGAUCGAGUGGAUGUUAUGGAAUCCGCUUAUAACGGAAUUAAUAUAACUUUGCCCGAUGGCGGAUUUGAAAUAACUAAUUCAAGAAUAACCAGGAAUCGAGGAUACGGAGUUUUUAUCAAUUCAACUUAUGGUUUAGCUAAAUUAGAUAAUUGCGUGAUAAGUGAAAAUGGUGGUGAUGGAGUUAGAUAUGUUCAAUCCGAAGAGAGGCCCGAUGAAAAGUUCGAUGGUCAAGAUAAAUACGAUGAUAUGUGUAUUUCGGCUACAACUUCGAGUCAAACUUAUCCGGUUCACUUUUUCGUACAGCAAUCGAUUUUUGCCGGGGCGAAAACGUGUUCAAAAAGUUUCCAAACAAAAUAUGGGCAUUUUAUUACUUUAAAUUUUUUGCGAGCCGAAACUGAUCGAAAUAACAGCGCCUUAAUUGAAAUUUACGAUGGUUCCUCUAUAAAUCGAAGACUUCUUACAAGUUUUAAUAUCAGAAACAACACUCGUCCCCAAUCCGUAACCAGCAUUAGCAAUCAAAUGUAUAUAACUUUUAAAGCGGAGGAGCGAACAAAAAUGUUUAUGUACAUGAGAUUAUUAUCGGGGUAUCAAAAAACGUACGAUUUAAACGUUAGCCGAUCGGAUAUUUCUGAAAAUAAUGGAAGAGGUGUUUUGGUGGACAACUUAAAAUCGAUGGUUCAUAUUUAUGAAUCGACAAUUUCUAAAAAUUCGCACGGAUUUCAUGUAACAAGUGGAGUUGGAAGCAUUAAUGUUACCCAAAGUAGGAUUUCUUUUAACGAAGGCGAUGGGAUUAAUAUAACUUAUACCGGAGGAAGCAGAAACAUUUCUAAAUCAUCGAUAAGCUCCAACGAAGGAUAUGGGUUAGCGAUUUGGUUAAAUCAAACCGAAGAAACCGAGUAUAUUUAUUUAAAUCAAUCCUCAGUGGUGCAAUAUUCCGACUUUGUAAAAAAUUUGGAUAUCGGCGUCCUCCACGGGAAUUUUUGCGGCGAAGCCAACGUAAACAUCACCGGAAAUAAUUUCAGCUCAAAUCAAAACGAUGCUUUCGAAAUCUUAUCUUGUUGGAUCCCAACAAAUAAUUCUUUAAAACUUCAAAUCGGCCACAACUAUUUUAUUUCCAACGAAAAAAUUGCGGUGAAAAUUUACCCCGCUCUAAACAUCGACGGAAAAAUCGAAUUUAACUACUUCAAGAAAGGUUUAUUCGGCGCUUUAUUAAUCAAAAAUAAGCCACUUGAGGAAUUUAACAUUUUAAAAACUCAAUUUUUGGUGACCCAAAAUUAUUUUUUACAAAACUCGGGGGCUUUCGCUGUAAAUUUGGCUCUAUCGCCGUAUUCGCAAUAUCAAUAUUUAUUGUUUAAGCGAAACUUCGUUAAAGAUAACAACAUCACCGAACCGUUUAUUUCGGAAGAUUCAACGUCUUCUUUAAAUCCGCGGAGUAGAGUCGCAGCUCCGAUCGUAAUUGGUUCAAGUAACGUCGAUGUUUUUCGGAAUAUCAUUGAGAAUCCUCUAUCGAAAUACGAAAUUGGGAGUCAAGUUGAAGAUCAAAGUAAAACUAUUAAUUGUACUUUUAAUUGGUUGGGGUCGAAUCGCGAGCAACACAUUUUUAAUCGCAUCUUCCACAGAAAUGAUCGUUACAGCUUAGCUAAAGUACACUUUGUGCCUUAUUUAUUACACAAUUCGAAUCCGUUAACCGAUAAGGUUUAUUACAACCAAAUGUAUGUGCAUUUAUUUAUAACUCAAGAUUCCUCCAUUGUUGGUGGUGAGAUUGAAGGCGAAGAGAUUUUAACUCCCGGGGAUUACACCGUGGAGAAAGAUAUAAAUAUUCGCCCGGGUGGAAAAUUAAUAAUCGAACCCGGAGUUACGUUAAGAUUCCCUCCUUCUAUUGGAAUCAUGAUUGGGGGGAAAUUAGAAGCAAGGGGAAUCGAACCUGAUAGUAUUUUAUUCACUUUAAAAGAAGAAUUAUCUUUUGCAAACACCUCCUAUGAAAUUCAAACUGAAACGGGAAUCGAAAACACCGACAUAAAUCAUGAAACAGAAAUAGUUUCGAUUGAAUCACAAAAACCAUUACGAUUAUUAGGGGGGAAAACCGAAUACGAAGGUCGAUUACAAAUAAAAAUUAAUAACGAAUGGGGGACUGUUUGUAAUUAUGGUUGGACGAUUAAAAACGCCGCUUUGGUGUGUCACCAAUUAGGUUUAGCCUUAAAUCCUAACGAUUGGAAUUUAGAACGAAAUGAAAUUCCUUCAGCUGGAACAAGCGAAAAUGUGAUCCUAUCGAAUGUGCAAUGUGAAGAUUUCGAUGUUGAUAUAACAAAAUGUCGGGCCGAGCAGAGAUUGGAGUUUGAAAAUUCUUGCACGCACGAUUCGGAUGUUGGAAUACGAUGUUAUCCGACUUCUUGGGCUGGAGUUCGAUUCGGGGUUUUAGCGGAGCGCUCAAAUUUGCAGUUUAUCACAAUCGAAAAAUCGGGAUUGUUGGAUUACGCGACGAACUCAUUUAAACCAGCCCUUCAAAUGGAUUUUGCUAAACAUAACUUUGAAAAUAUCCGAAUAAGAGAUAAUUUCCACGAUGGUUUAGGAAUAAUGUAUUCGGAUAUUUACACGGAAGACUCCGUUAACGUUGUAAAAGACUCGGAGUUUAUAAAUAAUAAAGGAGCGGGAAUUAGUUUUAAACAAUUAGGUUUAAAAGUUUAUGGGAGUUUAAUCGAAAAGAAUUUUAUUGGAAUCGAACAUAACCCGGCGUUAUCCGGAUUGCAACAAAGAGAAUUAGCGGGGUGGUUCACGAGUAAUGAACCAGAAAUUAAUUAUAAACCGAUUUAUAUUCCACAUUACAACGAUGCGAAUCAAAUUAACGUCGAACAAGGAGAAACUAAGUAUAUCGUAACUUCCCAAAUUAUAGGGGAUGAAAUUAAUAGGACUUACCGUAUAAGAUGCACCCCAGGAUUCGUUAUUGGGAUCCAAUUGUUAAAUCCCAUCGCAAAUAGAAGCACGGAAAACGUUUUAAUUCGAGACACCUUAUUAGAUAAUUUUAACCCCAUCAAUUCGAAUCAAAUUAAAUCGGAUAUUUGGAGUUUAAAACGCGAUUUAACAGUUUUCCCAACGACUUCAAGCAGCCCGGGAAUUAUUUUGGAAUAUUCGAGCGGGGGUUAUUCUUUGGGGGGAACUGUAAUUGUUUUGAGCGCUAUAAGAGCACCAGUUCAAAACGUUUAUAAUAAAAUAGUGAAAGGGCCGAUUCCUACGACAGUUAUAAAUAACAGCAAAAUUAAAAGCAACACUUACGGGAUUUUUGUUUCUUACUACAACAGAUACUUAAACGAACUUGGAGACCACUUCUUAAGAAAAUCGAAUGAAAGCUUAAAAAUCAUUCAAUCAGAAAUUUCUCACAACACAAGAGAAGCCAUGUUUGUUCAUUCCCCGCAUUGGGAUCUCCAUAAAAGUAAUAUCUCCGAGAUUGUUUUUAUGAUAAAUAAUUCCCUCAUUACCGAUAACGGCGCGGGGAUUUAUCAUUUCUCGAGGGAUAUGCGAGCUUCAAAUAAUUUAUUCCAUUACAUUUUACAAGACGACACGAUCGAACGAAACUUCGCCGGCGGUUUUCACAUAAAUCUCCCGUACGUUUGGCAAUACAACGAAAAUUUCACCCACUCCGUUUACAUGAACAACAACACUUGGAGGCACAACUCAAAUUUCAACAUAAUAAUCGACGGCCAUUUCGCUUUAGUUAACAUAACGAAAAGUUUAUUCCUCGAAAACACUUGUAAAAACACUUUAUUAUCGAUGCGAGGAAUGGAAAAAAAGAUGUUAAUCGAUUUUAAUAAAAUGGAAUCAAAUAAUGGGAAAUACAUCAUCGAUUUCAGCACGGAUUCCCAAUCGGAGAUAAUCGGGGAAGUCCCCGCUAAAUUUAUUUUUAACGAACUCACUAAAAAUCGAUACUUUUCUAUGCUAAGGGGGGUGUUCCAACAAAGAGAUAUGCCGAGUAGCGUCGUUAAUUUUAAAGGAAUCCAAAAAGUUAACAUCAACCGAAAUUUAUUCUCCGACAACAACUUAGAAUAUCAAUUAAUCGCAGGAAUCAAAACGGCCAAAAUCAACAAUUUCCUCGACGUCACCGAAAAUUGGUGGGGAACCAACGAAGAAGAAAACAUAAAACACACAAUCUUCGAUUUCGAUGAUUGGAACAAUCACGCCAUCGCCAAAUUUAAACCGUACCUAACCGAUAAUAAUUUCGAGGCAAGUUUUUCAACAGCAAUCGAAUCCGAAAAUCCCAUAAACUUCGAUUUCUUAGGUGGUAGAUUAAACGAAAAUUUAACGAUUACUUUACGAGAAACCCCCUACACCAUUAAUUCCGACAUAACGGUAAUGCCAAAAACGACACUAACAAUUAAUCCUGGAGUUACGUUAGAAUUCGCCCCAAAUGUAGGAAUUUUAGUUCUUGGGACAUUAAAAGCGGAAGGUUUUAAAGGGGCAGAAAUCACGUUAAAACCACUUCGCCGCACGGGAAAUUUAAAACACAACAUCGACAAGCGUCAAUUAGAACAUUUCGAAAUGGGGAGUACAAUAAGAUUAUGCCAAGGACAAGAUUGCCAUUUAAACUCCGAAUUUAAUAACGAAGGAUUUUUAGAGUACUUCAACAAAACAACUUUGCAAUGGAUUCCGAUGUGCGAUCCAAGAUUCACCGAAAGAAACGCGCAAGUUGUUUGUAGAGAACUCGGUUUCGAUCAUUUAAACGCAUUUUUCGAUCACGGAAUUCGAAUCGAAUUUCAUAGCAAUUCCUUGUCGCGAAUUUGGUCUUGGCCUCAACCUCUACAAUGCAAAGGUACCGAGUCGAGAUACGAUGAUUGCCCAAUACGGUUAAACGGGCAACAAUACGGGCAUAGACACGAAUGUAAAUGGAACUCAAAAUUCGUUUUUAUUUAUUGUGGCCAAAGAAAUAUGCACCCAGGAUUAGAAUAUUGGGGAGGUGUUAGAUUUGCAAAUUCCGAAUUCGAACAACAUCUUUACGAACAUAGAAUUCAUGAUAUAAACACUCACGAAACGGGACAAACCGAAGAAUCAACGUUAAGAUUCGUGAAUAUUAUCGGAGCGGGGAUUUUGCAUAACGAAAAAUCACCAGCCAUUCAGAGUAUUAUUAAAAGUCCAUCAAUAAGUUAUGUUAACGUUCAAAACUCGGCUUCGCACGGUAUUAAUUUAAUAUCGCCAUCGAAUACAAUGAAUUUAGUUUCGAAUAAAGUUAAUACUUCUUUGGGUGUUGGAUUAAAUAUUUUAUCGAUAACCGGAGAAGGAAGGGAAUCGGAUGAAAGUAGUUUUGCCCCAAUAAAAGACUUAAAUAUACCAUAUCAUUUAUUCGGAUUGGUUGACAUUUGCGAUACAACAAAAGAAAUUAUCGUGGAAGAGCGCGUUUUGGUUUAUUAUAAAUACGAUAAUCAUCCUGUAAAUUGCGUGAAAAUCUUUAGGAGUGCCUAUAACAUAAAACCUUUCGGAUUUAGAUUGCUUCAGUUCAACCUUUUUAAUUCAACGAAUAAAUACGGAAUCCCCGAUUUUAUACAAUUAUACAAUGGGGACAUCUACAACGUUACUUCAACGGUAAUUGGAAGAUUAACCACAGAUUCACAAGUUGAGAAAAAAUUGUUUAAAACCCAAUUACCGAGUCUUAGCAUAAAGCUUUUCGCAAACGGUGCAUCAUCAAGUCAUGGAUUCAUCGCUGAAGUUGUAACUUUACCUAUUUCUGCAAUUGGAUUUAAUCGAGAUGUACAACACAACAUCACUAACAGUAUAUUCCAGAAUAAUCGUGAAGGUGGGAUGAGUUAUAUUUCGGCUGGAGAAGUUAAUCCUAUAAUAACAGUUGAUAAGAAUCAAUAUAGAGGAAAUUGCCAAAAAUUGUAUGGAAAUUUUUCGACGUGCAAGUCCUCUAUUGAUAUAGAUGUUCAAAAUACGCAAACUUUAUACUUUAGGAAUAACUUAGUGGAUUCCAACCAAGGUGGGCUCUCAAUUAGAGCUGAUUCGAGAGGUUCCGCAACCUCCCUAAAAGGUUACGUCCAUAAUAAUCUCUUCGUGAACAACACAAACCGCCCAGCAUUACAUGUCGAAGGUCGACAAUCGUCUCCGUAUCAGGAAGUCACGAUUUACAGGAACUACUUCACCAGGAAUUAUGCUCUGUACGAAAGCAACAUCGUGUUAAAGCAGGUUGUUUCUAAUUUUACGUGGAAUUACGUUAAGAGAAACGUGGGACUUCACAAUCUGGUCGUUUCGGGUUUCGAUAAAGUUCGAUUGCCGAUUUACCAAACAACUACGCAUAAUGGUUUUUAUGAUAAUUUCGCUGUUUUACGUGAGAGCCGCUCAACUAUUGUCGCUGGAACUGCUGGCCAACACUACGUUGACAACAUUUUCUUCAAUCCCGACAAUGAUUACGAAAUGAUCACAGUCAAUAAAUCACUAUUUGAGUUUAACAGUACUUUGGAACUGUGGAAAACCAAGAUUGACGCGAGAUACAACUUUUGGGGAUUCAACACCACUCCAGCUGUAACUGGAAGAAUCAAAGAUUAUUCUGAUGAUGCGAGAUUAUUGGAAGUGGACUACAUUCCUUUUCACUUCAACAACAAAUCUAUAUUAAACGGGAAAUGUCCACCAGGUUGGGAGUUAGUCGGUGAUACUUGUUACACUUAUAUUGGUGCACCAAUGAACUUUUACGAGGCGAGAGAUUUCUGCCAAAAAGAUAACGCCACGAUGCCUUAUCUAAUUGGAAACACCAAUUAUUACAUUUUGUAUGAUUUCCUAAGAAAACAGCAGCAAUGGUUUUUGUAUUCCGAUAAAGUUUGGGUGCAACACAUCGAUCGCAUAAAUCAAUGCACUCAAUUUGCUUACCAUACAAUCGAAUUGGGAGAUUGUUUCGAACGAAAUCCGUUUAUUUGCGAAAUCGAUCCUAAAGUUUUUAUCCAGCCAUUAGUAUGGCAGGGAGAUGCUUUAUUAAUAGCGAUAAUUUGCACGAUCGCUGGUUGUAUUUUAUUAUUAAUACUCGUAGCCGUUUGUUGGUGGAGCAAAUCUAAGUAUCGCCAAACUCAGCGGUUUGAAAGAAGAAGCAGUAUUAGAAGAAGUUUGCAAUCUUUGAAAUCGGUUGGAACUGUUAAUGGAUUUUCAGAUCCUGGGUAUAGAAGAAGAAUGGGACAAUUAAGUACAAGAUCAACAGAUACCUUAACAAAAAAUUCUGAUUACAAAAAAAUGAUAAGCGAAGGAUCAAUAGACAGCAUGGAGAAAUCCGCUUAUACUUCAACAAUUGAUGAUAAUCAAUCUUACGAAAUCUACGCAGCUCACAACCCAAACACUUCCUUUAAUCAAGUGUAUAAACCCGAAACUAACCAAUACGCUCAACCCCAAUUUAAUUUAGCCUUCAAAAACGAAGGUUUUAAAGAUAACUCUACGUUUGCGAGUAACUCAAAUUAUCAAUCGCGAGCUGAAAGCGUCCAAGAUGGAAACACAAACGAGGAAACUCCGAUUAUUCACUCACAAGAUCCCCAAACUAUGUCGUAUCCACCGAGUGAAUAUUACACAACGGAUACGCUUCCUUUAAGUGACUCAUCAGGAUCGAGUUUGAAGAACAGAAAAAAUGAUUCAAAUAUAUACACCCAACCGAAAAUCAACUAUUUGGAAGAAUUAAAUAAGAAGUUACCGAAACAAAGGGAAAAAUUGCCGGAUCCUCCACCUGAUAAUCAAGAUCACGAACAUCAUUAUGCAAGGAGCUCGAGUUAUUCACCAGAUUUGCAAGGUUUUGAAGAGAAGAAAACGAAAAAUCGAUCGAAAUCGGAAGCUUUGUUAGAAACCGAUUUUGAUUACUAUGAGCCAGAUGAAUUGAUCCAAAAUCAUCCUAUAAGUAAAUCGAGUAGGAGUAAGAGUCAACCUUUAGAAACAGCCAUGUGAACUUCAACACAAAAUAUCAAAAUUAAAUAUCAUAUUUUUUUAAAUAAAAGAAAACUAUAUGGAAGAAGAAAAUAGUGCUUUAUGUAAAUAUGUGAUAAUUACGUUUUUUUAAUGGACUGUAUAAAGAGUUUAAUAAAAAAAUGUGAUACUAGUUUAACUCGACAUAAAAAAAUAACUAGACCUAUAAUGCUACAAUGAACAACUUAUUUUAAAUAAAUCUUAAUUUUAAUCUUU